Molecule: messenger RNA, 1358 nt
Organism: Baudoinia panamericana UAMH 10762
Lineage: Eukaryota; Fungi; Ascomycota; Dothideomycetes; Mycosphaerellales; Teratosphaeriaceae
Exons: 4
Coding region: 39-1142 (367 amino acids)
Biological process (GO): transmembrane transport; nitrite transport
Cellular component (GO): membrane
Molecular function (GO): high-affinity secondary active nitrite transmembrane transporter activity
Source: RefSeq, a predicted model, not a curated record
UCUCGAAUCUUGUGUCCUCCGUCCUCUUUCGUACGUCUAUGGUAGUUCGUAACCUCUGUCCUCUCUCUACGACUAGCAAUAUGGACGCCUUCACGCCCCAGCAGACCAUCGAACUCGUCAGUCGCAUUGGGUGCAAGAAAGCCCACAUGCGUAUUGACAAGCUGUGGUGGAACUCUUUCAUGACCGGACCGCUCCUAGGAUUUGGCUGCGCAGUGCUCGUGUCUACAAACGCUGCGCCUUGGUACCAGCAGAAUGCCCCAGGCUUGAUACGCUCGAUAGCAGCACUGUUCUUCCCGAUCGGACUCGUAAUGAUUGUGUUAAGCGGAGCGGAUCUUUUCACGAGCAAUAUCAUGUUCAUGACGACGGCUUUUUUGCACCGAAGGGUAAGCGUGCUGGAUGUCGCUCAGAGCUGGGCCGUAUCGUUCUUCGGCAACCUGGCAGGCUCACUAUUUUUCAUGGCGAUCAUCAUGGGCUAUGGCGGCGUCUUCCAGGAGACGAGUGGCUAUGCAUCAGCCGCUAUUAUGAUUGCUGAACAAAAGGCUGUGCAGCCGCAGUGGCAUCAGAUAUUUCUACGUGCAAUAGGCGCGAACUGGCUUGUCUGCUUCGCUGUAUUCAUUUCGAUAAGCAGCCGCGAAAUCUCCAGUAAGAUCAUUGCUAUCUGGUGGCCAACGGCAACCUUCGUGGCCCUGGCGUUGGACCAUGUCGUUGCCAACAUGUUCUUCAUACCUAUGGGAAUCUGGUGUGGCGCAGAUAUCGGAGUCGGCUACUAUAUCUGGAAGUCCAUGAUACCGACCAUGAUGGGCAACAUGGUGGGCGGAGGCCUCUUCGUCGGCACUGUGUAUUGGUAUCUUUACCUCACUGGCGAAGAUGGCGUAGGUGUGGACUUCAACAUUGGUUCCUUGGCCACAGCGAUGGAGGCUGGAGGCCCAAUGCGGAGGACGACGGACGAGAAGCAGCGCAACGUAAGGCACAUGAGCGACGGGACCAUUGUUGGGCAAGACCCAGAUGCCAUUUUACCACAUUCAAGCGGCCAGAUGAUCAGCGCCAUUGGCGUGGAGUUGAGCGAUGACAGUCCGUAUACCAAGUCGCACGCCGAGCGGACGAAACGUCCGGUGAAAGGGUCCGUGGACGGAAAGGUGUAGAUAUUCAGCACCGUGCUCACGGCCAUCGUGUCGCUGUCAUGGUAGGUGCUCGACUUCGCCUGGGCAGACUGUCCGUUGCUGUCGGCGGAGAAGGAACGGGUCGUGGUUUGUUUCGGGAAACUUUGAAGGACAUACUAUAAGUGAGCGAUCAAUGCUGUUUACUCAGCGAUAUCAACUGCGGCGCAUCCGAGCACUGUAUCCGGCGUUACACCAGCC